CCGCCCCCCCGAACCCGCCGCUGCCACCGCCCCUAGUCGGUCCAGUCGGCCUGUCCGCCUACCGCGGGCCCCGAGAGCACAGAACGCCGAGCCAAGAGUCAGCUCGGAGUGAGGGCGACCGCAGCCCGGACCUCCCUCCGUGAUCAUGACUAUGGCCCCCGGCCGCUCACUGGCCGCCGCCGCCCCAGCCGGCAAAGCCAAGCUCACGCACCCCGGGAAGGCCAUCCUGGCAGGAGGCUUGGCCGGAGGCAUCGAGAUCUGCAUUACCUUCCCCACUGAAUAUGUGAAGACUCAGUUGCAGCUGGAUGAGAAAGCCAAUCCCCCUCGCUAUCGGGGCAUCGGGGAUUGUGUGAAGCAGACUGUUCGCAGCCACGGAGUCCUGGGCCUCUACCGUGGCCUCAGCUCUCUCCUCUAUGGCUCCAUUCCCAAGGCAGCAGUCAGGUUUGGGAUGUUCGAAUUUCUCAGUAACCACAUGCGGGACGCCCAGGGCCGGCUGGACAGUACUCGAGGGCUGCUUUGCGGGCUGGGGGCCGGCGUGGCUGAGGCUGUGGUGGUCGUGUGCCCCAUGGAGACCAUCAAGGUGAAAUUUAUCCAUGACCAAUGUUCUGCCAAUCCCAGGUAUCGUGGUUUUUUCCACGGUGUGAGGGAGAUCGUCCGAGAACAAGGUUUGAAGGGCACCUACCAGGGCCUCACUGCCACCGUGCUGAAACAGGGCUCCAACCAGGCCAUCCGAUUCUUUGUCAUGACCUCCCUCCGCAACUGGUACCAGGGGACGACCCCCAACAAGCCCAUGAACCCCGUGGUGACCGGGGUGUUCGGAGCCAUUGCUGGGGCUGCCAGCGUCUUUGGAAACACACCGCUGGAUGUGAUUAAGACCCGGAUGCAGGGCUUGGAGGCUCAUAAGUACAAGAGCACAUUGGACUGUGGCUACCAGAUCAUGAAGCAUGAGGGGCUCAAGGCCUUCUACAAGGGCACUGUGCCCCGCCUGGGCCGUGUCUGUUUGGAUGUGGCCAUUGUCUUCAUCAUCUAUGACGAAGUCGUGAAACUUCUCAACAAAGUGUGGAAGACAGACUGAAGCGGGGGCUGCUGCUGGCCAGCCCCGAGGCCCAGGAGACAGGGCUGGGGCAGACGAGAGGCCGGAGCUGUGUUGGGGCUGGGUCCAAGGCCCACACCCAGCCUAUUCCCGAGAGCCCCGUCCCUGCUCCUGGGCGGCCAGGGCCCAUGGUGGACGGGGGGCUGUGAGCCCGGGCUUCCCAAGGAAGGGGUCUCCCCUGUCCCCCUCCCCACUGUGAGUAGAGCAGAGGCUUGGCUGGCCGGCCUUUAUGCACCAAACCUUCGGCCUCUGCCCUGCCUCUCCUUCCCUCCUCGUGCCCCAUCUUUCUUCUGAGACAUCAGGGGGAGAGGGGGGUCAUGCCCCCACCCCCAGGCUCUCAUGAUUCCAGUGUGAUUUGUGCCAAACAGAUCUUGUCCUGUGUUUUCUA
Messenger RNA from Phascolarctos cinereus (koala), 1481 nucleotides. NCBI's taxonomy places the organism in Eukaryota, Metazoa, Chordata, Mammalia, Diprotodontia, Phascolarctidae. The record is from RefSeq and is a predicted model, not a curated record.